GUUAUGCAAUUGCACAUGAUUGCUCGGCGACUGCGGUCAACACGAGUCAAGAAUGGAGCAUUGCGAAUCGAACAGCCAAAAUUGGUAUUUUCACUAAACGAAGACACGAAGAUGCCAUAUGCAGUGAAAGCUGAAGAGGUUAUGCAAUUGCACAUGAUUGCUCGACGACUGCGGUCUACACGAGUCAAGAACGGGGCGUUGCGAAUUGAGCAGCCAAAACUGGUAUUUUCACUAAACGAAGACACGAAAAUGCCUUAUGCAGUAAAAGCUGAAGAGCCUCAAGACUCUCAUAAAUUAGAGAAAGAAUUUAUGUUGCUUGCAAAUAUCGCUGUGGCAAAGAAGAUUGAAGCACACUUCCCGCAAACAGCAUUUUUAAGAAGGCAUUCUCCUCCAAAACAGAAGGUUCUCCGUGAAGUUCUUGAAGUUUGUGAAAAGAUCGGUUUUCCACUUGAUGCAGCAUCAUCGGCACGUUUAGCUUCUUCGUUGAGCAAGUUCCAGGGUGGUAACUCUUUACUGCAGUCGAUUAAUCAGGUACUUUCGAUGCUGUUAGCAAAACCAAUGCAAUCAGGAUACUACAUGUGCGCUGGCUCAGCUAAAAAGAAGGAAGAGUAUCAUCAUUAUGCGCUGAAUGUACCAUUGUGGGUUCAGAAUGGACCGAUCGAGGCUCGUGGGGUUGUGAUUAGCGUAAUGGACGCCUCUUUCGAUGUUUUGGUUUUGCAGUAUGGAGUUGUGAAGAGAGUUUAUGUCAAUGUGAGUGUAAACUAG
Molecule: messenger RNA, 765 nt
Organism: Cylicostephanus goldi
Lineage: Eukaryota; Metazoa; Nematoda; Chromadorea; Rhabditida; Strongylidae
Source: the annotation of a GenBank genome assembly